AUGGAGGAGACCGAUUUCAGCAACCUUGCAGAGCAGGUUGGUGGACUAGUCAACCAAUGUCGACAGUGGAAACAAAGGAAUGCAGAGCUAGAAGUGAAGCUCGAGGAGCAGUCUAGGCGGAUUCAAAUUUUGGAAAUGGAGAAUUUAGACUUACAACGACACAUCGAAACUGUCGAACCGAGUGACACGGCUGAUGACCACAAGGAAAGGCUACUCGAAAACCGACAGCGAUAUGCUCCAAAUUCGGUUAUCCAUGAUUUCAUGGGUAAAGAGGAGAAACCCGAGACUAUUUCUUAUGAGAAUUAUUCGAAUCUAGCAAAGUGUUAUGAACAACUUUUCCAAGAGAAUGCUAGUUUGAUUGAAUCCUUUUUCACAGUGAAGAAGAAGCUGAAGAGCUGCAAAGGCAAGGCCACAUCGUGGAAAAGCUGUGUCGAACGUGAUGCAUUUGAGGUUUAUGUCCAUGGAAAGAAAGUCCUUUUCCGGAGAGAUGAUACUAUUGCAGCUCAUUGUCCACUGAAACAACAUCGUCCGGGGCAGAGGGAGUCGGCCUCAACGUCCGAUAAACUUACAAUCGGACCUCCGGAUCAAAUAUGCCAACCCCAUAUGCAGGAACAAGGCCUUGUAGAGAGGAGUGCGGCUAUUGCAACAUUAGACAGAGACCAAGAACCCCAAUCACCUGUCCUUCCUAGUUCGAAAACUCGAGCUAGAAUGGCUCCAGGAGAAUCGCCGCAGCAACCUUCCUCGGAGCUGGGCUCCUCGGAUAUAAUGUCAACCCAAACCCAGGAUCCCCGGCCAGUUAGAGGGAGGAAGAAGGAAAAUCAACAACCAGUGGUAAAUAAUGCCAAAAACCACCGCGAGACGGGUAGUUUUACCACGCCUAUUACUGUAAAGAGUGAGCCUAUGUCAACUAGCCCUUUCGAGAGUACCCAUAGCACAAACAAUGACAAUGAUAUUGAGGGCGAUGGCGACGAUGACUGCUUGGGCCUGAACACCAGCCAAAAAGACAACCAUGGAAUUACACAAAGGAAGCAUGCUGUUGAUCAUCAACUUGUUCAACUGCCGGGCAACCACUUCCUUGUUUUUGAUGAGAGUGAAGAGCCUGGAAUAGGGUUACCAAGUCUAGGUGGGCGGCAAUUAGCUGGAACCAAACACCGCUUGGCCCUUCAGCCAGUGAAUACCAAUGUUUCUUCUGUUCAAAAUGCAGAUGGGCAUACUCCGAAUCAAGGGGCCAAACGAAGACGGUAUGACCCUAAGGGAGUCCCCAAGGUUCAUGUAGUGGCGGAAGAUGAGGAAGAAGACAGUUAUUUGAAGUUGAAAAAAUCUCACCCUGCCGGCAAGCGGCAUACGAGCUCGGAGACUGAGAAAUAUGAAUCUCCUGCUGCUGGACGCUUGGAAAAUCUUCUAGAAACUGUGCCGCGGCAACGACCAAUACUGAACUCCCCGUUUCGAAACUCUGUAGGUUCGGAUAACGUACCUCCCGGAACCCCAAGUAAAACAGGGCAAAGCUCUAUAACACCCCAAAAACCUCGGUCCCGGAUCAUCGCGGAGUGUAUCCCAUCACCGCGACAACCCCUCCCCCCAAUUUCGAGAAAUUUACGCAGUUCUUCAGAUCACCAACAACCUCGAACCAACGAUGAGGUGCUACCAGAGGAUGAGCCAUUUCGAGCAAGGCCUCUCCAUCGACUCGGGUUUGAACAUUUCAAACUCAACCCAGAAAGAAAUCAGGGACUCGAUUAUGCAUUCGACGAGGUAGUUCGCAGAAAGGACCUGAGGCGUUGUCUUCCAGCCUGUAUCCGUCCAGAAUGCUGCGGAAAAGGCUUCCGCACCCUGGCGAAGCUCAAGGGAUUCGCAACAGCUGGUAAUAUCGAUGCGUCAUUGGAGUACUUAGACCAGGAGGACCGAGAGGUGCUGGAUGAAUACCUGGGCGACAAUAGAGUCGUCUUAGAGACAACGACGGAGAAGGAGCUGCGGGAGUUACUGCUAGAUGCACGAACGAGAUAUCUUGCCAAUAAGUUUGGCAAACACCGACACGCCCAUGAGCGAGCGCGUUCGCCGCCUGGGUUCUGGCGCACGGAUAUGCCUAGCACUCAAGAGCUAGAUCGUGAUCGGGAGGAUGCGAAAAAGGCUGAGCAAGAGAAAUUGGCUGAAAGGCAUAAGGAGGCGAUGAGGCCAGGGGGGAUAUGGAGCGCGUCACGUGGAAUCGCGACCCAGGUCGAGCUCCAACCCCAAAACCAGCCGCAAACCACGAGGAUAGGACGAGGACGUUUUCGAGAAUCUGAGCUUGCUUCAGAGUCCCUUCAUUCCGGCGUCCAACUUCUAUCAUUGUAUCAUGAUUCCCUCGUUUCACGCGUUGUUUCCCAGCUUCCUGCCACCAUUACGCGUCCUAACCCUACACCUCAUGCACGAUAUACCAAAUACUGGUCAUUGCGCUCCUCACUUUACCAGCGGGUAGCUUUAACUCUACAGAUGAUCCAAUAUACGGAAUUACUUUGGGAAAUGAUAGCGCGCCGUCGCGGGGAGAAAAUCCGUUGGCGCGUUGUCGUGUUUAUCGAAGGCGUGAAGGCAUUAUGCCGAUUGGUGUUACUCCGCAUAACGAAUUCUAGACCGUUGGUUUCCCCACCUUUGCCGGAGAGAGAUAUAGACCCAAGAAACCCGGAAGAGGAGGAACUCGUCAACUCAUGUGAUGGCGGGUCGUCCUAUCUUAGCGAAGGAGGGUCAUCUUCGGAGUUCAGUUGGCCGAUGCCAAGGACAGGCCUAUCACUACCGAUUUUACCAGAUGUUAGUGACCUUUCAAACUAUCUCAUAUCCAGAGUCCUUACUGCCGAUGAUAUAAAACCUCCGAAAACUCUCCUUCAUCGAGUCUCCGGGCAGGGACAACUCGCCGAGGUGUUAUAUAUCCUUCGCCCUCUUAUCUACGCACUGGCGCUACAGAAAUGGCGAGACAAAAAGAAGAGCUGGACGCCUUGGCUUAUUGGAUUUGGCAUGGAGUAUGGAUGCAGGCAGCUCGCAAAGAAAGAUUUCCGACAAAGGGUUGCGGGUGGUUUACGGGCCUUAACAGCACUUGAGAGGGAGGAGCUUCAGAAACGGGGUUGGGCAAUGAGUUGGUGGGUGAUGAGGGGCGCGUUUUAUGAAAAUAUUACGAAGGUUUGGCUGCAGAGUUUCGUCAAGAGGCUAGAAAACAAACCAUUGGUUGGACUGAUUGGGAGUAUUGUGGAAGACUACCAAUAUCUCUGGGAUACUUACUACUUCUCGACGACGACUCUCUGA
Histoplasma mississippiense is the source of this 3267-nucleotide messenger RNA. RefSeq lists its product as hypothetical. Bases 1 to 3267 code for a protein of 1088 amino acids. Gene Ontology annotation, biological process: DNA repair; peroxisome organization. Gene Ontology annotation, cellular component: peroxisomal membrane. The transcript has 6 exons. Lineage: Eukaryota; Fungi; Ascomycota; Eurotiomycetes; Onygenales; Ajellomycetaceae. The record is from RefSeq and is a predicted model, not a curated record.